GAAGAAGUGUAGGAAUAGUCACAGCUUGACAACUGCUCACAACCUGAGAGUGCUGAAAACUCAUGGCGUUGACCACCUCAGCUACAGUGAGCUGUGCCAACUCCUCUUUCAGAAUGAUCCCUAUCUUUUACCGGAAGUCUGCCUACAUUACAACAAAGGAGAUGGACCCUAUGGCUCUUGUUCCUUUCGAAAGCAAUGUAUCAAACUCCAUAUCUGCCAGUACUUUUUACAGGGGGAAUGCAAGUUUGGCACCAGCUGUAAGAGAUCUCAUAGUUUUUCUAAUUCUGAGAACCUGGAAAAGUUGGAGAAGUUGGGUAUGAGCUCGGACCUGGUGAGCAGGCUGCCUUCCAUUUACAGAAAUGCAUAUGACAUCAAGAAUAAGAGCUCUGCCCCCAUCCCAGCGCACCCCACUCCUCUAGGCCCACAGGGGACUUCUGAAAGAAGAGGCAGCUGCUCAGGCCCUGUCUCCCCAAAUACUCCAAGCCAGGAGGAGAAUGAUCAGAUCUGCCUGUACCAUAUCCGAAAAAGUUGUAGCUUUCAAGAUAAGUGCAAUAGAGUUCACUUCCAUUUGCCCUAUCGAUGGCAGUUCUUUGAUGGAGGCAAGUGGAAGGAUUUGGACAAAAUGGAGCUUAUCGAAGAGGCAUACUGCAAUCCCAAAAAACACAGGGUCCUGUGCUCUGAGUUGGGCAGUAGCUUUCACUCAGAUUGUCUGAACUUUGACUCCAUGAUGUUCGGCACUUCCCGGGCUCGCCGCCUCUCCACGGCCUCCUCAGUCACCAAGCCUCCACACUUUAUCCUCACCACUGACUGGGUUUGGUACUGGAUGGACGAGUAUGACUCUUGGCAAGAAUACGGGAAACAAGAUGCAAUGCACCCUACGACCACCAUCAGCAGCGGCGAUGUGGAGAAGGCCUACCUGGUGUGGUGCAUACCUGGGUCUGACGCCUCAGCAGCCAGCCUGAAGUUUGAGGCCGGGAAGCACAAAUAUGAGUUAGACUUCAAAGCCUUUGUUCAGAAAAACCUGGUCUACGGCACAGUCAGAAAGGUGUGCCGCAGACCCAAGUAUGUGUCUCCCCAGGAUGUGAAGACCAAGCAGAUCUGUGGUGUCAAGUUUCAAGGCCCAAAGAGCAUUCCAGACUAUUGGGACCCCUCCGCCCUGCCGGACCCAGGGUUUAAGAAGAUUGCCCUCAGCUCCUCUUCCGCGGAGUAUCAGAAGGUCAGCACCCUCUUCCACCUCACGCUGCCCUACUACCACAUUCAGAAGGUCGAGAGAGUCCAGAACUUGGCCCUUUGGGAAGUCUACCAGUGGCAAAAGGGGCAGAUGCAGAAGCAAAACGGGGGAAAGGAGGUGGAUGAGCGACAACUGUUCCACGGCACCAGCGCCAGCUUCGUGGACGCCAUCUGCCAGCAGAACUUCGACUGGCGGGUCUGCGGCCUUCAUGGCACCUCCUACGGCAAGGGGAGCUACUUCGCACGAGAUGCUGCAUAUUCGCACCACUACAGCAAGUCCGACACGCAGUCCCACACCAUGUUCCUGGCCCGGGUGCUGGUGGGCGAGUUCGUCAGGGGCAGCUCCUCCUUCGUCCGCCCCCCGGCCAAGGUGGGGCAGAGCAACACUUUCUACGACAGCUGUGUGAACAGCAUGUCUGACCCCUCCAUCUUCGUGAUCUUUGAGAAGCACCAGGUGUACCCGGAGUACCUCAUCCAGUACAGCUCCUCUGCCCACCCGCAGGCUGGGACCUCCCUCCUCAUGGCCCUGGGCUCCCUGUUCAGCGGCCGGCAGUGAGUGCUGCUGCCUGGCCAGGGUUUGUGGGCGUCAGACUGAGCUUCCCAGAGGUCGCUGGUUGGGAUUGUUCUUCCUUUACGAAAUACUUUCAAUGAACUGUUCAACGUUGACUUCAUAGUGAAGGUGCAUUCUUAACCUCUUGCCAAUAAUGGUUUUUGCUUUUAAGUCACUUUUGGGCUCGCCAGUGGAAUAACCAGUAGUGAUUGUAGGUGAGCCCAUUUUUGCUUUUUAAUAAUGUUAAAGUUUUAUUUUUUACUCUCUUUUUUGACUUUGCUGCUCGCUGGCACCAGGUACAGUUUCUAGACACAAUUUUAUGGAUUUGUUUUAAAUUUUAAGAAUUUGUCUCUACAGUGGUUCAGUUUUCAGGGUCUUAUGGCUUCUGCCUUCCUUUGGAUCAGAAUGAUACAGUAGCCACUGCGGAGGAGGACCUAGGGCGAGCCAGGCCCCGCGGUCACGCCUUUCUCUGGGGCUCUGGCCCCACUUGGCCUGAGUUCUGGUGUUCACUGGCCCACUUCAUACUGUCAGAGUCACUGAGUCUCCAUCAGUGUCCCCUUGUCCUGGUGGGGGUCAGCUGUCCCUCAGAAGCAUGUCUCCCUGGGCAGGUGACGUGGCUGAGUGGUCCCCCUGAAGACCCUGGCCUUAGCCCAUGUGUAACCCAUUCACUUCUGAGCACACUGGACACCUUCCAGGUGUGGGUUUUAUCAAAUGCUUGUGAGAUUGAGUGCCUGUGCUGCAAUUGUCACCAAAGAGUAUAGAAAUAAAAAAAAAUUUUAUCUGA
Molecule: messenger RNA, 2564 nt
Organism: Tupaia belangeri chinensis (Chinese tree shrew)
Lineage: Eukaryota; Metazoa; Chordata; Mammalia; Scandentia; Tupaiidae
Gene: PARP12
Product: poly(ADP-ribose) polymerase family member 12
Cellular component (GO): nucleus
Molecular function (GO): NAD+ poly-ADP-ribosyltransferase activity; metal ion binding
Source: RefSeq, a predicted model, not a curated record